AUGUCCACCAGAACAGUCGAUAUACCCCAGGAUGUGAUUGCAGCCUUGAAGAAGUUCAGGUUCACCAAUAGGAAAGGUACAGCUGCCAUCUCAGUCAAAAUCGUUAAAUCCAGUCUAUCAAUGGCGGUAGAUGAGGAAUUUGAGGAUCAGUCAAUUGAAGAGAUAGCUGAGGAAUUACCGGAAAAUCAUCCUCGUUAUGUACUGCUAUCUCACGAAUUGAAACAUAAAGAUGGACGUAUAUCGUAUCCCUUAAUAUUAAUCAAUUGGGCACCAAGUGGAGCACCUAUGGAAUUGAUGACUCUUCAUGCUAGUUCUCUGAACUACUUCCAGCAAGUGGCAGAGGUAGCCAAGGUACUGGAAGUGAGAGAUGGAGCGGAAGGAUUGGAUACUAAAGCCGUGGACGAUAAGUUGCUUGCUAACUAG
This is a messenger RNA of Kwoniella botswanensis, 423 nucleotides long. RefSeq lists its product as uncharacterized. The transcript is spliced from 7 exons. Bases 1 to 423 code for a protein of 140 amino acids. Gene Ontology annotation, molecular function: Arp2/3 complex binding; actin binding. Lineage: Eukaryota; Fungi; Basidiomycota; Tremellomycetes; Tremellales; Cryptococcaceae. Gene Ontology annotation, cellular component: actin cortical patch. Gene Ontology annotation, biological process: actin filament debranching; negative regulation of Arp2/3 complex-mediated actin nucleation. The record is from RefSeq and is a predicted model, not a curated record.